This is a messenger RNA of Erythranthe guttata (spotted monkey flower), 720 nucleotides long. Lineage: Eukaryota; Viridiplantae; Streptophyta; Magnoliopsida; Lamiales; Phrymaceae. The record is from RefSeq and is a predicted model, not a curated record.
AAAUAAAAUAAAAUUAAUCUAUUAUUUACUAUUUAAAUAAGUAUGUGGUAUCCAUGAAAGUGCUUAUUUGCAAUCCAAAGAAUAACGGUCAAUCUUUCUUGACAAGGAACUAUUCAAACUCAAGUCCAAAUUGCACAAGACCAGAAGCAGCCAUUACAUUACAUGUGGGCCCCAUUCAAUUGAUUAUUGACAAGGAAAUAGAUAAUACAUAUUAUUAUUACAUCCAAUCACAAGCCUUUCCUUGCUCAUCAAGCUCAUCAUCAUCAAACAAUUUUAAUUUUCCUCAUUUUAUUUAUUUAUUUAAUUAAUUUAUGUCCACUAUAUAUAUAUCAACAAAUAUGUUGUGUAUCAUUUGCACUUCCACUAUCAACAAUCUCAUUAAUAUUCUUCAUAUAUAGUUUCACCUAAAAAGAAUAAUAUUUAUAAUUUGUUCACAUUUUCUUGAUCAAGGAAAUCACUUAAGGUACAAUAUAAUGUCUCUCUUUACAAGCUUCUUUAGCUGCUUCAAUAGUACUCAUUCGUCUACGCGCAUUUCCGAUACGAGCGAGCCUAAUUUGAAUUCAUCAUCGAUGAAGAAGAAAACGAAGACGCCUCGUGCACCGAUUCCCGUAUCUUACUUUCCCAUAAACUCACAAAUGUCGCGUUUAUAGUUUUGAAAAAGAUUUGUGUUCCUUUCUUAAUUAGAAUGCUUAUUUUUGUAUGUGUAUGCUUCUUUUGAAG